GACUUGUAAUAUGCAGGCUGAUUGGCUGGAGAAGGAAGGAUAGAGGAAAAGGAAAAGAGGUAAGGUGGAGGAUGAAAACAAACCAGAAGGACUAUGGCUUCAAUGUGGAAUUUCUCAAGCGAUUCCUCAACAUCCUUAGGAUCCUCUUCCCAGGAUUCUGCUCCAUCACAUUCGCACUCUUCCUGGCUCUCCUUUUCCUCUCCUUCCUUGAGGAGUAUGUGAUAUACCAUGUGGGGUUGAUCCCUAGUCGGUUCUACAAGGUGCUAGGUGAGAAGAAUCUUGAUGAUUUUAAAUCGGUGGCCUUCAUCAGUGUCGGCAUUGUCAUAGCC
Darwinula stevensoni is the source of this 329-nucleotide messenger RNA. NCBI's taxonomy places the organism in Eukaryota, Metazoa, Arthropoda, Ostracoda, Podocopida, Darwinulidae. The record is from the annotation of a GenBank genome assembly.